AUGGAUCCACCACGAGGCUCGAUGUCUUCAGACGCAGCUACAUCAGCCGAUGAUCCCACCACUGUGCCUCGGAUCAGAUUCCAAACAGCCGAACUCCUUACCCAGGAGAUUUACAAGACGCCAGGCGAUAUCCUCUAUGUUGAAGAUGUAUCUCCACAGGACUUCUCUGCUAUCGAGAAGUUUAGGGAAGACCACAACCGAAAAUAUCGGUUUAGGCGGUUUUACCCAGAACAUAAUCUACUUAUUAUUGCAAUCCCAACUAAGUGUCACGAAGCAAUGCGCAGUAAUUUAGACCAAGAAAUCACCCUAAGGAUUCGCGACAUGGGGUUAAGGUACCACUGGCUCUCAACUGGUAGCGCAACUCAUCGGCAAGAAGGAGACGGCAGCGUGGGAUCUGGGGAAGGUGACUCAAGCGGGCACCCAAUCCAACCAGGGCAAAGGAGCUUUCGAAGAUGGCCUACGCUUGUUAUCGAAGCAGGGUAUUCACAAUCUCUACAGCAACUACGGGAUGACAUAGGGUGGUGGUUCAAGGAGUCAAAUCACCAGGUCAAAAUCGUUCUUCUAAUCAAGUUUCAUCCCGGAUCAUUGGAAAAAAUAACGAUUGAACAAUGGCGAGAGCGGCCUGUUGGCUCUUCUGGUGUGUACCUUGAGCCCGCCUGUCAGCAAGUUAUCAACAUCACGAGGAACUCAGCCACUGCAAACAGAACGCUUCCGUUGUCGUACAGCGUCACUGGAGGUGCACUAGAGCUGAGAUUUUCCGACCUCUUUCUUCGGCAUCCAGGCCAAGGGGAGGGAGACAUAGUUGUUGAGGUCGAGGAUUUGCAAUGGCUUGCUGCUACUGUCGGGCACAGCCACUUCUGA
Clonostachys solani is the source of this 861-nucleotide messenger RNA. The record is from the annotation of a GenBank genome assembly. Lineage: Eukaryota; Fungi; Ascomycota; Sordariomycetes; Hypocreales; Bionectriaceae.